GUACUAUAUCUGCCGUUUCAAUCACUUGUGAGGGGACUCCUGCUAGAAAAAGGUUUUUCAUGGAUGAAGAGAUGUAUAACUUGCCCGGGCCCAUCAAAUGAAGAGCAAUAUGUCCAUACUUCCUCAACAUUAUCAGCAUCAGAAAGUGAUAGUCCUGCUAAAACUGCUGGGGUACAAGAGCAUAUGCUUGAUAAGAACAAAAGUAACAUAAGAGGCGAGAGAAGUUUAAAAAAACUUAUUGAGUAAAUAAUAUUAAAUUGACCUUGGGACGAAGACGUAGCUAUUAUGUUAUGAUUA
Messenger RNA from Acanthoscelides obtectus, 297 nucleotides. NCBI's taxonomy places the organism in Eukaryota, Metazoa, Arthropoda, Insecta, Coleoptera, Chrysomelidae. The record is from the annotation of a GenBank genome assembly.